AAUCCCAAACAUCUGUGGAGGCGCGGAGCUGCAAACACACACACGCACACACACAUACCGGACACACACACCCUGUCAGCGGGAGAGAGGAGGACAAGUGUCCGCAGCUGAGAGUCUCUCUCCGGUCAGGUCGGAGCGGCAGAGCUGAGGCUGCUUUUGGUUUUUGUAGGAAAUCUAAAACAGAAGAAGAAGAAGAAGAGUCCUAACCCUAAAGAGAAGAAGAAGAAGUUGGUUUUCCUCUGAAUCUCCUCUCCAGGAUGGAAUGCUUUUAUUUGCUCGGAUUAUCUCUCUUGUAGACUUCCUCACACCGGCGGCUCCACCGGGGCUCGUGCUCCCUCCCAGCCGCCCACCUCGCGCCUCCUCCGGUCUCCUCCUCGCGCAGCGGCCGUCCAAUGAGCGCAGCGUUCGGUCCGUCCUUCAUGGUGAUGCAGCGGCCGCUCGGAAGCACCACCGCCUUCAGCAUUGACUCUCUGAUCGGGGGGCCCCCGCAGCCCAGCCCGGGACACUUCGUCUACACCGGGUACCCCAUGUUCAUGCCGUACCGGUCCGUGGUGCUGCAGCCGCCACCCCCACCGCCCCCCUCCCUGCAGCAGGGUCUCCCCGCCGGACACCAUGCACACCCGCAGAUCUCCAGCCUGCAGAGCGGCUUCUGCUCCAGCCUGGCGCAGGGCCUGACGCAGGGCAUGGCGCUCACCUCCACGCUCAUGGCGUCGCUGCCCGGAGGAUUCUCUCCGUCCCAGCAGCACCAGGACGCGGCUCGGAAGUUCGGCUCUCAGGCUCUGCACGCGGUCUUCGAUAAAGGUCAGGACCUGCGGCACGAGGAGGACGGGAAGAGCUUCAUGCAGGGCAAAGAGUCCGCGGGGCUGCAGGCUUUCCACGACACGGACACGCAAACAUCCACAGGCAGAGCUCUCAGUAAAGAAGACUCCAAAGAGGACGAGUGCGGCCGGAAGGAUGAGAGUUUCUCCAUGGACAGUGACCUGGACUACAGCUCGGAUGAUAACCUCACCUCCAUGUGUCACAAGGAGGACGGGGAGGGCGGGGGGCUGGAGGACGGCCCGCACGGGCACGGUCCGGGCGGAGGAGGCUCCGGGGCAGGAGGAGGAGGAGGCGGGAAGAACCGGCGGAGGAGGACAGCGUUCACCAGCGAGCAGCUGCUGGAGCUGGAGAAGGAGUUCCACUGCAAGAAGUACCUGUCGUUAACCGAGCGCUCGCAGAUCGCGCAUGCGCUCAAGCUGAGCGAGGUGCAGGUGAAGAUCUGGUUCCAGAACCGGCGCGCCAAGUGGAAACGGGUCAAAGCCGGAAACGUCAACAACAAAUCCGGAGAACCGUCCCGGAACCCCAAAAUCGUUGUGCCCAUCCCGGUGCACGUGAGCCGCUUCGCGAUCAGGAGUCAGCACCAGCAGAUGGAGCAGAACAGACCGUAGAAGAAGAAAAGAGUCCGGACUGAGAGAUGAUGGAGAGGAAGAGGAGCAGAACAGACCGUAGAAGAAGAACAGAGGCCUGCAGCUCGUGUUGAUGAUUGAGUUUAAUUAAAUCAUUUAAACUCUGUAAUUUCAUUUUUUAAAGUUGAAUUAUUUACGUUUUUAUUUUGAAAAACGUCAGAGCAGUUCUGAUUUAAUCUGCGUUUUCAAUGAGUAGAGUAUUUGACUUUAAAUAAAUCAGAUUUUAUAAAAUACAUCUGAAAGAAAAAAAGAUUUAUUUCUAAAAGUUAAUUUACUUUAAGGCCAAAUUAAAUCAAACAGUCCCGAAUUACCUCCAGCAUUUAAAAAAAAAUUGAGAAUUGUUACAUCAAAAAAAUGAAGAAACUUCUCAAUGUUUUUCUCUUUAAUAAAAUCUAUUUUUUAUCAGUUAUUGAUCUCUACUCCUGAUUAGAAAGAAAUCGAUCAUAAAAUGAAAAAUCUGCAGAUUCCUUCACAUGAUUUAAAUUUUUAUGUCUGAAGGAGUUUCAUCAGCUCGUUAGAUUCAGGAGUUUUUUAAAGGACACGUUUAAAAACAUUGUUUGGUUUGUCCACGUCAUCGAUGAGACGACUGUCAGUGAACGGGCUCAACAUGACGUUUUUAUUCCAGACAUCAGUUUCCUGUUCGUUCUUCUUCACAGGAAAUCUUAACAGACAUGUUUGAGACGUCAACACGAGACGCAGCUCCUCACAGCUCCUCAUCUCUGUGCUCGAGGACACAAAGGAUGUUCACAGACUCUCUGAGCAGAGCUGAAGAACGAGGAGGACGAGACAAACGGACAGUGACCUCCUCAUGUAAAUACUCACCAGGGACCAAACUGAGGAGCCCUCGUGAUGAUUCAAAACACAAACUUAUGAUUUCAUGUUUUUAUGACCGUGGUGUCUGAACUCUUGAAACUCUCCCCUCUCUCUCUCCGCUCUCCGGGUCAACCUGUCCUCGCUUCAUUUCUCCUGAUUUUUUAUUUCUCUUCUUUUGGACACAAAGGACGCUGCUAAUUUAUUUAUAUUAAAUUGUGCUAAAGUAACUAACAUUCCCUGACGUGUGGAGUAAAGAAAAAAAGAUUUAAAGUGUGAAUUAAAAGAUGAAACGUGACCAGAUGUGAA
This is a messenger RNA of Labrus mixtus (cuckoo wrasse), 2564 nucleotides long. It is a transcript of the gene gbx2, whose product is annotated as gastrulation brain homeobox 2. NCBI's taxonomy places the organism in Eukaryota, Metazoa, Chordata, Actinopteri, Labriformes, Labridae. Bases 393 to 1427 code for a protein of 344 amino acids. Gene Ontology annotation, molecular function: DNA-binding transcription factor activity, RNA polymerase II-specific; RNA polymerase II transcription regulatory region sequence-specific DNA binding. The record is from RefSeq and is a predicted model, not a curated record. The transcript has 2 exons. Gene Ontology annotation, biological process: regulation of nervous system development; regulation of transcription by RNA polymerase II. Gene Ontology annotation, cellular component: nucleus.